This is a messenger RNA of Acyrthosiphon pisum (pea aphid), 396 nucleotides long. RefSeq names its product 52 kDa repressor of the inhibitor of the protein kinase-like. Gene Ontology annotation, molecular function: protein dimerization activity. The record is from RefSeq and is a predicted model, not a curated record. The transcript has a single exon. Bases 1 to 396 code for a protein of 131 amino acids. NCBI's taxonomy places the organism in Eukaryota, Metazoa, Arthropoda, Insecta, Hemiptera, Aphididae.
AUGUUAGAUGCAGCAUUAUUGUAUACAACUGAUUUACCAGGAACUUUCGAAGAAUUAGAAGGAGAAUUGAAAACCUGGAAAGCAAUAUGGAAAGAAAAACCAGUAGAUGAACUUCCAUCCACUGCAAUGGAAACAAUAUUUUUACCAUUCAUGAAUUAUUAUCCAAACAUUAAAAGGCUUUUAAUACUAUUUGCAACUAUUCCUGUAACAACAUGCACAUCUGAAAGGUCAUUCUCUUCACUUAAGAGAAUUAAAACUUACUUAAGAUCAACUAUGGGAGAAAAUCGAUUAAACGGAUUAGCAUUGCUCAAUAUACACCCUGAAAUAAUUAUAAAACCUGAAGAAGUAGUUGAUACAUAUGCUAAUAAACACCCCAGACGCCUUCAGUUAUUAUAA